Molecule: messenger RNA, 423 nt
Organism: Knipowitschia caucasica
Lineage: Eukaryota; Metazoa; Chordata; Actinopteri; Gobiiformes; Gobiidae
Source: the annotation of a GenBank genome assembly
AUGGAGCAGCCGCAGGGGGAGCAGCCGCAGGGGGAGCAGCCGCAGGGGGAGCAGCCGCAGGGGGAGCAGCCGCAGGGGGGAGCAGCCGCAGGGGAGCAGCCACAGGGGGAGCAGCCGCAGAUGGAGCAGCCGCAGGGGGAGCAGCCGCAGGGGGAGCAGCCGCAGGGGGGAGCAGCCGCAGAUGGAGCAGCCGCAGGGGGAGCAGCCGCAGGGGGAGCAGCCGCAGGGGGAGCAGCCGCAGGGGGAGCAGCCGCAGGGGGGAGCAGCCGCAGGGGGAGCAGCCGCAGAUGGAGCAGCCGCAGGGGGAGCAGCCGCAGGGGGGAGCAGCCGCAGGGGGAGCAGCCGCAGGUGGAGCAGCCGCAGAUGGAGCAGCCACAGGUGCAGCAGCCACAGGUUGGAUUGUACUCUUUUCUCUGUUUAUAA